AUGGGCGGCGGCGCUUCAAAGCAGGCUGCCAAGGCCUCCCAGGAGGCAGCGAAGGCUUCCCUGCAGCGGCGCAGACGGCUUCUCUUUGGGUCCCAAGAGACAAGGCCCUUUGAGUCAGUGCCGCCACGUUCGCAGUUCCGUGCUGAGGCUCAGGACGAGGAUUUGGUCUUCCAACGCCUGGGAAUCGAUGCGCAGAGCUUGCGGCUGAACUUGGAGGCCAUUCAUCGUGACCAUGACGAGGGCUUCCUUCGACCCAACGCCCUGGAGACCUUGCGCUUGCAGCUGCCAGAGGCGGCACCCAUUUCCAGGCGGCUCUACCGGGUGGCGCAGGCGCAGCUGGGCCUAGUGGAGCCCCGACGGGCGCAGCUCACCUGCUAUGAGGUGCUGGCUCUGGCGGGGCUGCUGCGCAGCGGCAGCUCGGCGGAGCUUCUGGAGCUGCUCUUCUGCGUCUUCGAUGCGGAUGGGGACGACCGGAUCGGGCAGGCGGACCUGGAAGCCGGCAUCGAUGCCUUCCUGCAGCUUGCCUCUUUGCCGGAAGCGGACGCCAAGGACUUCCGGCGCCUGGACAUGCGGAAGCGCAAGGCGGAAGUGCAGAGACUGGCAAAGCAGGCGAUGCAGGACUUUGCCGGGGACGACUCAGACCCAGAGCCUGAGGCGGAAUUCCUCGAGGAGCCGCCAGCCCCGCCGUCUCCAAAGGACCCGACCGCCAGUUCGGGACUUGGGGAAGUCUGCAAACAGUCCAGCACCGCGAGCAAGGUGGCAGAGACGGGCCAGGCACGCAAGGGUGGCCUUUGCGGCAAGGCGCCAAAGGACGCGCCGGAGGACAUGGCCUUUCAGAAGGCCAAGCCUAAGGCGAAAGGCGGCCUUUGUGGCAGAAAGUCUACGGAGGCUGCUGCAAAGGAGGACGAGCUGGACAGAGAGGAAUCAAAAGCAAAGGAGACAGAAGCUUCGCAGCUCGCCGAAAGGAACUUGACCUUCGGGCUAGCCUCGACGUGUCAAAGGCCAGAAGAUGAGGCCAAAGCUAAAGCGGAAGAGGCGGCUAAGGCCAAAGCGGCCAAGGAGGCCAAGGAGGCCAAGGAGGCCAAGGAGGCCAAGGAGUCCAAAGAAGCCAAGGACGCCAAAGAAGCCAAAGCCAAGGCCAAAGCUAAGGCCAAAGCAAAAGCCAAAGCCAAAGCACGCGGGCGUGCCUUAUGUGGGGCUGCGCCUGUGCAGUUCCUGUCCUUUCGCCAGUGGAGCCAAUGGCUCCUGGCCAGCGAGGUGCUGCCGCCCGCGCUGGCAUCAGCUGCCCAGGAAGCCAAGCCAGUUGCACGGCCACUUCCAGCAGAAGCAGAAGCAGGAGCUGGAGCAGAAGUAGGAGCAGGCGCACUUGUCCCAGUGUCCCGGUCGCCAGCUGCGUCCGAGGACACCCCGGAGGACACUCCGUUAGGCAUGUUACAGCCACUUCUGGCCAGCUGAGCGAAGCCGGCGGUAGGCUUGCAAGCGAUUUGCCGUUGGAGCCUUUCCGUUGCAAGA
Messenger RNA from Effrenium voratum, 1512 nucleotides. The record is from the annotation of a GenBank genome assembly. Lineage: Eukaryota; Dinophyceae; Suessiales; Symbiodiniaceae.